AUGGUUACAACAGCUAGCCAAGAGGCUCCCUUUUGUGCUACAGAACAUUUGAUUCUGGAGUAUUAUAAAGCACUACUAGACGUAACAGAGCACAAUUGGUUCUUCAAACCUACAUAUCGCGAUUAUAUUGCAGCUCAAGAUCAUAUAGAUAAAGACACAAAUACUAUCAAUACGGAUGAGCAUUUCUUUAUCGGGUUUGAAAAUAGCUUAAAAGAAAAAAAUAAUCUCAAGACUUUACUAUUACAAGAUUUACAAGAUACAAACGAUUCAAAUGAUGAACUAUCAAAUACAACGAUAAGUACAGUUAUCAAUACAAAAACCAAUACUCCUACUCCGGCUGCUAUAAUGGUUACUGAAACAGAUAUUCGUACUCCGAAAGCAAUAAGUAAUAAUGCUAACAAUGUUCCUAGUAACACGGAACUGAAUGAUCUUACCCCAAUGAGCAAAUCGAAUAUUAAAGAAAAUUGUAUUUCGGAUACAGAGACUAUAGUUCCGGAUAAUGAUUUUCCAAAGGAUAACGGAUCUCUAAGUCGUAUAACUAAAUACAUCAAUUAUUUGCCAAUUAAAAGGAUUACAAAGAUGAUGGCAACUUCUAUACCUGGCUGGAAUUCUAUUUCCAUGGCUAUCACUGAAUUUCAAUCAAAUAGAUUAAAACAGCAGAAGAUAAAGGAGUUGUUGAAAAAAAGAUAUGAAAUCACUUCGUAUAAUGAAUGGAAGGAAAUUAGUUUACAAUUGGAUCAUCUGACGGGCAAAGAAGAUUGGAAAUAUGAAGAAGAAUCUGAUUUAUAUGAUUAUCAAUUGGUUAAAGAUAUAACUCUAGAGAUGAUCCAUUUAAGAGAAACCAAACAAUAUAUGAAAUUAUUAUGCUUAUUAAGAACCAAAUGGGUUAGAAAUAUUGGUAAUAUGGGUAAUUUGAAUUUGUAUAGACAAUCUCAUGUCGGUACUAAAAAAAUUAUAGAUGAUUAUAUGCAUGAAUCUACAAACGCUCUAGACGCAUUAUUAAAUGAUUCUAAUCUAGAUACAGAAUAUUUAUUAACUGUAUUGCAACAAACAAGAAGAAAUAUUGGCAGAACUGCUCUAGUAUUAAGUGGUGGUGGUACUUUCGGACUUUUCCAUAUCGGUGUCUUGGCGGCAUUGUUUGAACAAGAUUUAUUACCAAGAGUUAUUAGUGGUAGUAGUGCUGGUGCCAUUGUAGCAAGUAUUUUAUGUGUACAUCAAACAGAAGAGAUUCCAGGCUUAUUAAGACAGGUUUUAGAUAUGGAAUUUAAUAUUUUUACAGACGACACUGAAAAAAGUGAUAGUGAAAAUCUAUUAAUAAAGAUUUCCAGAUUUUUCCAAGAUGGUACUUGGUUCGAUAAUAAACAUUUAAUUAAAACUAUGCGAAGUUUUUUAGGUGAUUUGACUUUCAGAGAAGCAUAUAAUAGAUCUGGUAGGAUCUUAAACGUUACAGUUUCUCCAAUGUCAUUAUUUGAACAACCAAGGUUAUUAAAUAACUUAACUGCUCCAAAUGUUAUGAUUUGGUCUGCAGUUUGUGCUUCUUGUUCUGUUCCAGGUAUAUUUCCUUCAACUCCUUUAUAUGAAAAAGAUCCUCAUACUGGUGAAAAAAGAGAAUGGGAAGGUAGUACUUCAGUAAAAUUUGUAGACGGAUCUGUUGAUAAUGAUUUACCAAUUACUAGAUUAUCUGAAAUGUUUAAUAUCGAUCAUAUUAUUGCAUGUCAAGUUAACUUACAUGUAUUCCCAUUUUUGAAAAUGUCAUUAUCUUGUGUAGGCGGUGAUGUUCAAUAUGAAUUUAAUGCAAGAUUGAAAAGUAACAUAUCCAAGGUUUCAAAUUUCAUAUCUGAAGAAAUUAUGCAUUAUUUAGAACUUGGUUGUGAGUUAGGGAUAAGUAAAAAACUUUUAACCAAACUAAGAUCUGUUUUGGCCCAACAAUAUUCGGGUGAUAUAACCAUUUUACCAGAAAUGAAAAUGCUACUUAGACUGAAUAGUCUAUUAAUUAAUCCAACAAAAGGGUUCCUCCUAUAUGAAUCAACAUAUGGUGCAAGGGCUACCUGGCCAAAAUUAUAUCUAAUUCAAAACCAUUGUUAUCAAGAAAUCGCAUUGGAUAAGGCAAUCUCCUAUUUAAGAGGGAAAGUUGUCAUGUCAAGAUCAAUUAAGAAUCCUCUUCAAUUAUUUAAUCCUUCGUUGGGACUCAUAAAACCAAUUCAUAAGCAUAAUAGUAUCAAUAAAAAUAAUACUAGGGAUAAUUCUGAAAAAGAUGAAAUCUCUCCUGUCGUCUUAGAUGAUAAUUUAAUCGAGCCACAUAAUAAGAAAUCAAUGUUAUUAUUACCAGAAAAAUUCUCCUCACCAAAUAAUAGAUUAUUGGAUGCUAUUCAACAUGCAGAAGGCUUACAUGCAGAUAGUGACUCUUCGUCUUCUAGUAUACAUCGUAAAAGAAUGCAAUCUGAUUUGACUUCCUAUUCAUCACCUACUAAACUAUAUCAUCAGCAACAACUUGUAAGUUCCAGUAGAUCAUCAAGAAGUAGGAAAUUAACAUCUCCAUCUUCAUUUAGACUAGGUAGACAAACAAAGAGAUUACAAGCUCCAUCAUACAAGGGUAAAAUUAUGAAUGAUAUGGUUUAUCCUUUAAAAGAUAUGACAAAACCAGCAAGCAGUAGUCCUUUACGAGAAAGAAGAUCACCGAUUCCUCAUCUUUCUACUACACCAAGAUACUCCUCUUAUACUUAUCCACCUCAAUCACCAAUUUUAAGGAGGAAUAAUAGAUUUAGAAGUUAUAGUUUACAGGCUCAAAAAUCAGCUCAGACAAAUAAUGCUAAAACCACCACAACUCCGUUAAAAGCCAGAACUAGAAGCAAUACUAUUUAUUAUGGAGAAUUGAACGAUGAAAAUGCAAGUUCAAGAUCCCUCAAUAUGCAUAUUCCAGAUCCGGCAAUUAUUGUCGAAGAACCAAUAAAGAGAAAUAAACCUUUAAAUAUUAAUACCAAUAUUACUUCUUCAAGCUUAAACUUGGCACCUUAUAGAUUUGAAAAUCCACAGUUAAACGAAUCAACAGCUGACGAAGAAGAAGUAGGAGAUAAAUAUUCUCCAGUAACACCAAACAAAGCCAAUUGCACAUUUUAG
Molecule: messenger RNA, 3117 nt
Organism: Henningerozyma blattae CBS 6284
Lineage: Eukaryota; Fungi; Ascomycota; Saccharomycetes; Saccharomycetales; Saccharomycetaceae
Gene: TGL4
Product: triacylglycerol lipase
Exons: 1
Coding region: 1-3117 (1038 amino acids)
Biological process (GO): lipid metabolic process
Molecular function (GO): triacylglycerol lipase activity
Source: RefSeq, a predicted model, not a curated record